Molecule: messenger RNA, 1467 nt
Organism: Amborella trichopoda
Lineage: Eukaryota; Viridiplantae; Streptophyta; Magnoliopsida; Amborellales; Amborellaceae
Source: RefSeq, a predicted model, not a curated record
GUUGAUACUGGCGAUAUUCUUGUUUUUCUCACUGGCAGGAGUUCAUCGGCCUAUGCUACGCCAUGGCAGGCAUUGCCGGUCUGUCUAAUAAAACUGGCCAUUUGGGAGUAUCAAAUAGAACUUAUGGAAGAUUGAUCAGUGCUGCAUUGGACAAUUGGAAAGUGUGCAAUAAUCAAAUGGACUAUGAAAAACCAUUUUCCCACACUCUAUGAAUCAUUGGCCAAUAUUUCAGUGGAUGGUGAUGACACUGGUUUUUCUUUGUUCAUCGGCUUAUAAUAUGCUUCUGCUUAAAAAACUUGUUCUUAAGAGAUGCUUCCUUCAUUGUUAUAUAUUUGGAGGUGCUGUUCUCAUAAAGUUGGUCCCUUGGUUUCUUGCCAAUCAAGAGAGCAGGAAUGGAAACCUCUUACCAAACGCCUCUCUAACUUUCGGAUGGGAUAUCAAAAGCAUGCAACUCUGUGUCAUGCUUCUCUUAUUGUCUUACAUAAAUGUCCACCGCCUAGGUUGAGAUCUUCAAGUCUUAAUACAUCUUGCAGAACCUUCACAAUGUCUGUUAGUUUGGAGAAGGAAACUACCUCAGAAUCAGAGGAAGGACCCUCUAGUAAUGUUGACGACUCUGUGCCCGAAGAUGGCGAGCACUUAGAUUCUAAUAAUCUGAAUGCGCUGCUGACCGAUACUGUUAGGGCAAAUCUUACCAAGAAGCUCAGUGAUGCUAACCAACACAAUCGAUACCUUAAGCGCCAGUUACAAGUAAAGGAAGAUGCUCUGCUGAAAUUCAAAAGUGAUCUUGCACUAAUGGAACUUGAACUUGAGUCAUUAGUGGGGCUGACGGAGGAAGUGACCAAGGCCGGCAUCCCACCAGGAACAAGGAAGAUUGGAGGGAAAUAUAUCCAUUCUCAUGUUCUUUCAAAACUGCAAGUACUUCGUGACAAAUUAAAGGAACAGAUAAAGGAUAUUGAUGCGGUUAAAUUCCAUGAUGUCGAGCUGGUCUGGUAUGGGAUGGCUGAGGAUGUGCAGGUCAUGGGUUCCUUUGAUGGAUGGAGUCAAGGAGAACAUAUGUCAGCAGAGUACACAGGAGGUUUCACCAAAUUCUCUACCACUCUGAAGCUCAGGCCUGGAAGGUAUGAGAUCAAGUUUUUGGUGGAUGGAGAAUGGCAUCUGUCUCCUGAGUUUCCGACUACAGGAGAGGGUCUUUUGAAAAACAAUUUGCUGAUUAUGGAAUAGCCUCUGGAAUCACGAGGUGGGAUAUUUGUUGCUGAAAAUUUUUUAAUUUUUUUUCUUUUUUUCUUUUUUAUGCUGUUAAUGGGUUACUAGUUUUUAUUUUCAUUGUGCAUAUUCAUGGACAUAUAUUCCACUGUUGGUUGUACGAUUUGGUAGCAAGAAGUUAGUCAUACAUACAUGGCAACCAUCUCCUGUUUUAAGUAAGCAGGUCAGAGAAAAAUGUUGAAUAAAAUGGUAGCAUAACUCCCA